Molecule: messenger RNA, 2240 nt
Organism: Mytilus trossulus (common blue mussel)
Lineage: Eukaryota; Metazoa; Mollusca; Bivalvia; Mytilida; Mytilidae
Product: solute carrier organic anion transporter family member 2A1-like
Exons: 10
Coding region: 84-2087 (667 amino acids)
Biological process (GO): sodium-independent organic anion transport; transmembrane transport
Cellular component (GO): plasma membrane
Molecular function (GO): protein binding
Source: RefSeq, a predicted model, not a curated record
AUUCUGUUCUAUAAAUCUUUGUUUAGAAGUAAUGCAGAUUGGAUACUUCAAUUUAUAGGUUGUUCAAAUGCACAAAUAGCAGAAUGGCUGAGAAAACCGAAAAGAAUGGUCAUUAUAAAUCACAUGAAAUAGAUGAUCCGGAAUACCAAUGUGGCUUUUAUUGUCGCAUUCCAUACCUUCAAAGGUUUGCUACGGCAGCUGGGUUUACCGGUUUCUUUAUACUUCCGCAACUGGCAUCACAGUCUCUGUCUAGUUACAUCAAUUCCCAAAUUCCUACUUUGGAAAGACAAUUUUCCCUCAGCAGUUAUGAAAGCGGAAUAAUUAUGACCUUUAACGACAUUGGAUUCCUUCUUGUUGGAAUAUUAGUUGCGGCCAUUCCAAAGCUAGUGCAUAUACCUAGAUGGCUGUUUGGUGCAAUUAUGAUUUUUGCUGUUUCCGGAUUACUUUGCAGUCUGCCUCAUUUUAUUAUCAAUUCAAAACAAGAUGUUACCGACACAACUUUGGAAAUGGCAAAUACAACGAAACUUGCUGAAUUUUCGAUCUUUCCAAUUUGUACCGACGUCCUUAAGUCAGACAAUAACAAUACAGCAAUUGAAAACAAACCACGAUUUUUGAAUUUAGCUAUUGACCAAUCACUGAAGUCAUUGUCUGUUGGAUUGAUUGGAAUAGGUUUGGGAUUACAGGGAGCUGCAAAAUCUAUACGAACGCCAUUCCUAACACAAUACCUAGACGAAGGAAACAAAGAUAAGACGGGUUUUUACCUUGGUAUUCUAACAAGUGCUGCCAUAUUUGGGCCAGUUUUAGCCUACGUUCUGGGUGGUAUAUUCAGUAGAAUUUAUGUAACACUUGAAGACGUCGACAUGUCCACCCAAGACCCCCGAUGGAUUGGUGCAUGGUGGCUUGGGUUCUUUGUGUUUGGAUUUAUAGCCUUGAUUUUUUCCUUUCCACUUCUUUGUUUUCCAAGAUAUCUCACAGAAAAAAUUAAAAAGAAAGAAAAAGAAGAGGAAAACCUUGUAAUGAAACCUGAAAUUCAGAAUGGUCUGAAAGUUGAGUCGUUGAAAGAGGCUUCUAAAAUGGAGAUUUUUAAAGAAAGAUCAGCUUCAUAUAUCAGAGUGUUGAAAAGCCCUGUGUAUUUGUUUUUAUUAGCAGCUUUUGUAUUGCAUAUAUCGUCUGUGCUUGGUCCAGUUGCCUUUAAGACAAAGUAUAUCGUAGCUCAAUUCGGACUCCCUCUAUGGAAAGCAAAUUUAAUUAUAUCCGCUGUCACGGUAGCAACAGUUGCUAUUGGUGCUUUCUUCGGUGGAUACAUAACAAAGAAGUUUAAAUUAUCACCACGGAUGUCUGUUGUGGUAAUUCUGAUACUUCAUACAGGCCAGAUAUUUUUCGGAGGUGGAGUUAUAUUUGUGGGAUGUGAUCAACCUCAAAUUAUUGGUCCUAAUAUGCCACAUUCCAUUCCGAUAAAUAUGACUGACGACUGUCAUUGUGAUCCUAAUGAUUAUUUUCCAGUGUGUGGUUCCGAUGGUAGAAACUUUCACUCUCCUUGCUAUGCUGGGUGCAAAGAGGUGGUUAGAAAUGGAAGGAUGUAUGCAAAUUGCACAGUCAUUCCCGAUGGACAGGCGUCAGCUGGACUUUGUCCGUUCGAAUGCAAUACACUAAUUCCUUAUCUUCUACUAAAUGUUCUUGGCUAUGCCAGUGGCUCACUGAAAAUAAUGCCUAUGUUUCUGGCAACUAUUCGGAGCGUUGAAGAUCGUGACAAAUCAACAGCAGCAGGAUUGAAAUCAGUUGCUGCUUCUCUUUUAGCAUUCAUUCCUGCACCAAUUGUGUUUGGAAAGAUGAUAGACACGUCUUGCAUCCUAUGGAAUUCUGAUAGCAGUCGGAAGGGAUCAUGCUCGUUAUACAACAUAGCAGAACUUCGAAUUGGUAUGUUUGGAACUGUUCUGAUUUACAAAGCAGCUGCACUUAUCUUUAUGCUACUGGCUUUAUGGAAAGUUUGGGCCAUAAAAGAUUGGGAGGAACUCAGGAAAAAGAAAACAGAUCAUAUGAAAAUAAAUGGCGAUGCAGAGAAAGCUGUCAGUAUGGACGAUAAAUAAUAUGUGUUUUAUUGGUGUAAAUAGCAUUAAUUAAAUCGAUUGUUUCUACGAAACAUCUUUUUAUCGGGAAUUAAAAUAUAGAUAUUUAUCAGACAUAAAACUUAUGCCUGCGUCACACAUUGGUGUAUAUACCGGCGUACACCAGAUGUGCAA